This is a messenger RNA of Onychostoma macrolepis, 3628 nucleotides long. It is a transcript of the gene tnfrsfa, whose product is annotated as tumor necrosis factor receptor superfamily, member a. Gene Ontology annotation, biological process: TRAIL-activated apoptotic signaling pathway; positive regulation of apoptotic process. The coding region runs from base 216 to 1526 and encodes 436 amino acids. The record is from RefSeq and is a predicted model, not a curated record. Lineage: Eukaryota; Metazoa; Chordata; Actinopteri; Cypriniformes; Cyprinidae. Gene Ontology annotation, molecular function: protein binding. Gene Ontology annotation, cellular component: plasma membrane; cell surface. The transcript has 10 exons.
AAUAAGAUCAGAGUGAAGCGUCGCAUUACACCAACCGCGUUUCCACGAGAAAGCAGCCGAAAAUGAUUAGGUUCUGACAGGCCGUCAAACAGUGGAUGUACUUUCAUUUGUGUUGUCCCUUGUUUUUUUAAUAGUUUGUCCUGAUAACGUUGUUUCCGGAGUGUAAAAGAAAAAAAAAGUUGGGAAAGUCGGAAAAACACGCCAUCCUUUACAGGAUGGACAAGUCCACAACGAUGAAAGUCAUGGUCCCUAUUAUCGUUGCUUUGAUUCAUGUGGGUCAUGGAGCGGCAGAGCUUGGGUUUGCAGGAGACCUCCAAAACCGCACAGCAAGACAGCUGAACUGCAUGGAGAACCAGGAAUACCCUCACAUCGGCUUCUGCUGCAAGAACUGUGAAGCUGGCACUUAUGUGAAACAAAAGUGUAGCAGUGACCAGGAGAAGGGCAUUUGCGCUCCAUGUGAGAAGGGCACAUAUGCCGAACACCCCACAGGCAUGGAUCAGUGUCUGCAGUGCAGCCAGUGCCACAGAGAUCAGAUCGUGGUUGCAGAAUGCACCGAAACAAGCAACACCAAGUGUGAAUGCAAACCCAGUACCUUCUGCCUGCCGGACGAGCCCUGCGAAGUGUGCAAGAAAUGCGCCAAGUGCAAAGCUGAUGAGGAAGAAGUGAGCCAUUGCACUGCGACAUCCAAUACGAAGUGCAGGAAGAGAAACUCUCCUCCGACAGAAGGCCCAACGGACAAGCCUUCGGCAUCAGAUAGCACUGUUACUACAGCGGUUGUUAUAUUAGUUUUAUUUCUGCUGAUCAUACCAAUUGUGGUUGGAAUGAUUUUCUUCUAUAAGAGACGUCAACGUCAACUAAGCGACACUCCUGGUGAUUUGAAUGAUGUGAAGAUUUCUAUUGAUGAGCAUCCAAGAUCAGAAGAGGAACAAGAAAACAGCCGCAAUGCUGGAUUAGAGAUUGAAGUGGGGCAGCGCCCAGAGUCCCGCCCCUUGUUGACGCAAGAAACGCAGGAAACAGGCACCAAGAGCAUACCAGUGGAGGAUGAGGACCGGGGAUUGGGCGAUAGCUUGCCAAACACUACCAGCUCUUCCCAAACCAGUCUAUCUGCUCUCCCUCCUGCAGUCUACAAUGAGGAAUCGCCACGAUCGAGUCCCCCAGCCCCGAGACAGACGGACACAGUUACAGAGCCAUGGGCACGGGAUGAUGGUCCUCCCAGAAGACUUGUUCCUUUACUUGGUGAGGAGGAGUCUCUAAGCAAGAGUUUCGACCUGUUUGACACCCUGGAUGUGCGGUACCACAACAAGUUUUUCCGUAGCAUCGGCGUGAGCGACAACGCCAUCAAGGUGGCCGAAACGCAGCACCCUGUGGACAAAGUCUACGACCUGCUGCGGGUUUGGAUGCAAAAAGAGGGCCUGCGGGCAAACAUCAACACGUUACUACAGGCUCUGCUAGACCUGGACCAGCGGUAUUCAGCAGAACACAUCGCCUCCAAGGCUGUUGAACGAGGCUACUACAAAUAUGAGUGAUGUCUCUUCCAGACUGCAAGAUAUUUGUUGUGUACAAGAACUAAAUAAUGGAGAGGUGUACAUUCGUUUUGAUUUCUCCCCAGUGGGUCUUGUGGGUCUCAUGGCAUGAACUUGAUGUCCUGUUAUGGAGACAUUGGAGAAUCACCUCUCUGUAGCGCCCACGUUGGGUUUAGAAGCCAACACUGGACCUUUUUUGAGGAUUUACACUGGCUAGCAGCAGAGGGCGACAUGUUCCCUCUCAACAGUGCAUUGUAGUGUUAUUCAAUGCACUGGCCUCAGGCUUUUAAACUACAGGUUGGUCCAAAGCCUACGUAUAGAUGUCAUUAAACCUUUGGUUACGCCAGAUGUUCAAACUAAAACAAGUGUAUUUAGUACUGACAGGCACAAAUUGAAGAUGUUCACAAGCUUCACACUACAUGUAGUCGUAUUUCUGCAGAGAAUCACUUCUGUUCUUAGCUACAAACCUUGUUAAACUCGGUUAAAAAAGAACAAAUAUGCUUCAAGAUGAGUUUAGAACUUGUUUCAGGUUGAGUUUUGGAGUUUCAGACGUAUGCCAGCAUUUUAGGGUUUCAUUUGAAGUUCAGAACAUGAUUUUUUUUUUUUUUUUUUGCCAGUCUGUGAAAGGUGAUUUCAAUUUUUUUUUUGUUCCCCACAAAUGACCCUACUUCAUCUGUUUUGUGCAAGGACGGGAUGUUUUUCAACCUUCUCGACCUUUCUUGCCUGUUCCGUUUUCCUUAUUUAUAUUUAAAUAAGUGAUGUAUUUAUUUGUUUUGUGUAAUUACGUAUUAUUUAUACCUGUUACCAAUAUUCACCUACAGUAAGUGUUCCUGAAGCAUUUAUCCCGCCUUUCAGGCGGCGUGACUGAGAUGUUCACUAGACAAAUUCUUGUCCUUUCACAAGCAGAUUUAGUGCCAUCUUCAUAUAGUUUUCUGUAGCUAAGGCAUUUCUGCAUUUACCCCGAGUGUGUCACUUACUACAGACACAUAAUUUCUUCUUAUAUGAAUCACAAAACGUGUCCUUCGCUGUGGAUUUUACGUUCCCAGCUAAUGGUGUUGUCGUUUCAUGUUCUGAAAAGAUAAAGAAAAGCUUGAAAGAGUACCACGGUCAGUAUCUCUUGGACGCUUGUAUCUGCUUCCACAGAUUGAACUAAUAUCGAGGAUAAGGAGGCAUUUCAAACUUCUGCUCGCUGUUCUUGUUUUAUAUGCGGUAGUGCACAGGUACGUGUUUUAGAUAGUUAAAAGAUGAAGGAAAUUUAUGUUCAUCCACAAACUACUUAGUUUAAUUGCCUUUCGUCUAGUUUGUAAAUAGUUGUCAAGAAUUCUAUUAAACGAAACUAAUAAGAUAUAUAUUUAUGGAAGCCCUAAGAGCACAACAUAAUGAAGUACUGCCUAAAAACCAAACCGAAGGAACAAAUUGAAAUGAAAAUGAACAAGCGGAGUAUAUAUUAUCUAAAGGGCUUCUUAAUUCAUUUACGUAGCAGUAAAUGAGCUGUGACAACUGACUCGGCUGUAUAGCUAUGUAGCUGUAUUGGUGUAUGAAAUAUGAUAUUUUCAGAACAGAUCUCAGAUCAGCUUUACCUUUUAACAGAGUUGUUUGAGUUAAAGCUGAAAUUAGAUCAGAACAAAAUGCACCCCACCCCACCCUUCCCCAUGUAAUUAUGCAAUUGUAGAGCUGUCGUACAGUGCAGGCACUGCCACCUAUUGACAGAGUUGAAUAGCAAGAGAAAAAACCUGCAUCAAUUUCAAGGGACCUUUUUCCACAUCUUCACAGGCUUUUCUACACAUCUUCCAUCUUUUUGCACUGAAUUUAACAUUGAGUGUCUCUUCAGAUGUAGGUGCAGGAGUUUUUACCUCGGAGCGGUUUCUCCGUUUUCAGAGGUUUUUAUCGUUUUUUUUUUUUUUUUAGUUUUAUAUCCAUGUUGUUCCUGCCUUGACGCCUAACAAAGACGCAUGCCUCGGUGCUCGCUCUUGCUUCAUUUUCUCAAUAUCUCUCUAUGAGUAGAAGUUUUGUAUCUCUAUUUUCCCCUUAGACAAUUGUUUGCUCGUUUAUGAAUGUAAAAUGUUUGCUGUUGCAAAGUUGUUUGUAGAAUGUUUUUGUUUUAA